Danaus chrysippus (African queen) is the source of this 897-nucleotide messenger RNA. NCBI's taxonomy places the organism in Eukaryota, Metazoa, Arthropoda, Insecta, Lepidoptera, Nymphalidae. The record is from the annotation of a GenBank genome assembly.
AUGCAGAAAUAUGAAAAACUUGAAAAAAUUGGUGAAGGGACAUAUGGUACAGUCUUUAAAGCUAAAAAUAGAGAAACCCAUGAAAUAGUCGCACUCAAGCGAGUAAGACUGGAUGAUGACGAUGAAGGAGUUCCAUCAUCAGCAUUACGUGAAAUAUGCCUGCUUAAGGAAUUAAAGCAUAAAAACAUUGUUCGUCUGUAUGAUGUGCUGCACAGUGAAAAAAAGUUAACUCUAGUAUUCGAACAUUGCGAUCAGGAUUUAAAAAAAUAUUUCGAUAGUCUAAACGACGAAAUAGAUUUAGACGUAGUCAAAUCUUUUAUGUAUCAGCUUCUUCGGGGCCUUGCUUUUUGCCACAGUCAUAACGUGCUCCAUCGUGACUUAAAACCUCAAAAUUUAUUGAUUAACAAAAAUGGAGAAUUGAAAUUAGCAGACUUUGGUCUGGCCAGAGCUUUUGGUAUUCCUGUUAAGUGUUACUCCGCUGAAGUCGUUACUCUCUGGUAUAGACCACCCGAUGUAUUGUUUGGAGCUAAACUUUACACAACAAGCAUAGAUAUGUGGUCCGCAGGUUGUAUUUUUGCAGAACUAGCCAAUUCUGGGAGACCACUUUUCCCUGGUUCUGAUGUUGAUGAUCAACUGAAGAGAAUUUUUAAAUUACUUGGAACACCAAAUGAAGACACCUGGCCUGGUGUUACUCAAUUGCCUGACUACAAACCCCUGCCAGUCUACCAACCUAGUCUCGGACUAGCUCAAGUAGUACCAAGGCUGCCAGCACGAGGCAGAGAUCUAUUAGCUCGUCUUCUGACCUGUAACCCAGCAUUAAGAAUGCCAGCCGACGAUGCCAUGGCCCACGCCUACUUCCAUGAUUUGAAUCCAUCGGUCAAGAACGACAGAUGUUAA